Messenger RNA from Anopheles coustani, 1083 nucleotides. RefSeq lists its product as uncharacterized. Bases 1 to 1083 code for a protein of 360 amino acids. The record is from RefSeq and is a predicted model, not a curated record. Lineage: Eukaryota; Metazoa; Arthropoda; Insecta; Diptera; Culicidae. The transcript is spliced from 4 exons.
AUGGAAGUUCAAUGGAAGUUUAUACUGCUGAUGAUUGUUGGUCAGGUGGUUUGUCAAACAUACAAUGAAUCGGACCCCGGCGACUCAAAGGUGCUCACGCGGAAGAAACGAUUUCUGCUCUUUACACCCGGAUCACAUAUUCUGCUCACUGCUGCAUUUGGCAAAAAUCUAAUGUUCCGAGGGCCGGCCGGUUACGUUUGCAUCGGUGAGCUCGAUAUGUACUAUCCUCUGCCGGACUACAAAUACCAUGCGAGUUCACUGAAGCUGGGAGGUGUGGCGACGUAUCCACCCGAGCCUAUGAAAAGCCCUCCACCAACACCACCACCACCGCCACCUCCACCGCCAAAGGAGGAACACCAUGACCACCACAACGGUGGCGAGCUGUCACCCGCCGAGGUCGAUCAGUACCUUAAGGAUCAUCCGGGAACGUGGGUUCCUCCGGGUUGGGGCAAGGAACGGGCUGACUGGAACCGGAACACACUACAAUAUAGCUCACCGCAAUGGGCUGCAGCUGAGCGUAUGGAUGAAAAUCAGUAUCAGAAUCCACCAUCAAGCAACCUGAAUCGAUAUUUGGGAGGAAUCGGUUACGGAGGCGGGAAUAACAUCAGCCCAUACCAAUAUUCCGGAUGGAAUCCCACAUCAUACGAUCGUUAUCGUAGAUCCGCGGCCCUUGAACAGAAGUUUGCUGAUGACGCUGAGGAGGAGCACGAGCGAGACAAGUGGCUUAGCGGUGAAGCCUUCAACAUAAGCCAGCACAGUGAUUGGGAGCACUUCCAUCACUACCGCGACCGGAGGGCCUUGUUCAACCAUCUGGAGGAAACCAUUGGAUCGGUAACUGGAUUCCACAUGAAGGAGUGCAUCCUUCGAAGCAUCUGUGAGGCAAAGAACAUGCUUCCUCCACCUGGACGGUCGAUGGCGAUGGAUAUUUUUAGAGUCCUUUUCAGCUUUCCCAUUAAUGAAGCGCUCAACGAUGACUACAGUAAUGCUAUGCGCCAAGAACCCAUGGAUUGCCGUGCACAGUACAGCGAUGGGUGUCCUAUGAGUCUUCUGGAUUUGGUGUUAUUUGGAAAAUUUGAGCCCUAG